AUGUCGGCGUCUCUCAGCAUUGGAAGCACCACGCCAGCAGGCCGAAAGGAGAGGCGCGUCCUCCCCGAUGAGCUACCCCCUGAGCGAAAGCAGGCUCAUCGCGACCUUCACACACUGCUCUACAGCCUCCCGCUUGACCCACUAGGAAUCGUCGAUGUCGGGAAGGACGGUGUACUCCGCUCAUUGACCCACGAUCGCAAAGUCGUUGCGGCUGUGCCUCUCGAGCCGCGUCUGAUCAAGGCCUAUCUCGACCUGGGCGAGUGGAACGCAGAAGCGGAAGCUCACUUUCGCGGCGUGGACGGCACAAAGGUCCCCCGGCCGCAGUGGGACCAACCAGACUCUGACAUGCUGCCGUCCCCCCUUGAAGGGUCCCCCUUGGACGAAGCCAAGAGACUCCUCGACGAGACCGACAUGAGUCUUGAUGAGUUUGGUCACUACAAGGGUGAACAAGCCCAGACGGACACGCGGGGUUUGUGUCCUAUUGUGGUGAUGUCGGAUCAUAAGAUCCUCCGAGACGACAAAUGA
This is a messenger RNA of Emericellopsis atlantica, 525 nucleotides long. RefSeq lists its product as uncharacterized. The record is from RefSeq and is a predicted model, not a curated record. Lineage: Eukaryota; Fungi; Ascomycota; Sordariomycetes; Hypocreales; Bionectriaceae. The transcript has a single exon. The coding region runs from base 1 to 525 and encodes 174 amino acids.